Messenger RNA from Prunus mume (Japanese apricot), 2777 nucleotides. RefSeq names its product Galactosyltransferase family protein. Gene Ontology annotation, cellular component: Golgi membrane. Gene Ontology annotation, molecular function: hydroxyproline O-galactosyltransferase activity; carbohydrate binding. NCBI's taxonomy places the organism in Eukaryota, Viridiplantae, Streptophyta, Magnoliopsida, Rosales, Rosaceae. The record is from RefSeq and is a predicted model, not a curated record.
CAACCCCACCACCGCACACAAAUAAUUAUUUAAUAAUUUUCGCUUCGCAUCGAAAAAACGUCUCUUCAAAUUUCAAUUUCAAUCACAAUUCCGUUUUAAACCGGAGCACCACUUUUUGUUUUCAAGUUUCCAUUGGAGAACGACAGAAAAAAAAAAAGAAAAAAGAAAAAAAAAACUUGUUUCUGAUCUUCCAGGAAAAAGCCAACGCCACCGACCUGGAAAUCAAAAUCACCCAAACACCUCCUCCUCUUACUACUUCUUCCUUAACUCUUUCGUUACGCGUCUGUGUUGCAAGUUUGCUGACCCGUCCCUCUGGUUCUCUAACUAACUCUUGAAUUUGAAUCAAAGACUCAUUUUUUCGCAAAACCCAGAGUUCAAAAUCUGUUUUUUUGCUCUGCCCGUUGGAAAGCAGUUUGCUUGGUGGUAAAUUGUAGGGUUUUUGAGUUUAUAACAUUGGGGAUGAGGAGGGCCAAAUUGGACAGAUUCGGCACCUUCUUCUCUCUAACCAGGCAAAGAUCGGUUCAGAUUCUGAUUGCUAUUGGUCUUCUGUACCUACUGUUAGUCACAGUGGAAAUCCCCUUUGUGUUGAGAACUGGGUUCAGUAUCAUCUCUCAGGACCCCUUGUCUCGACCCAGCAGGCUCCAGAGCAAGGAAGCCGUUGAAGAAAAAGACGCCCCAAGUCGACCUCUCGAACAAGUUUCACAAAACUCGUACCAGCCGACUCAGAGUCGACCCAGCGAGUCUAAUAUCGUCUCGGGUUUAGUAUUCGACCCGAAAACAUUCGAUUCCCAGCUUUAUAAGCCGGCCAAGGUUGCUUGGGAAGUGGGGAGGAAGUUCUGGGAAGAGUUGCAGGCUGGGAAGGUCCGAAUUGAGGCCAGAAAGGUCGAGAACAGAUCAGAAUCUUGCCGGCAUUCGAUUUCGUUAUCCGGGUCGGAGUUUUCGGCCCAGGGAAGGGUCAUGGUGCUGCCGUGUGGGCUAACAUUGGGCUCGCACAUAACGCUGGUGGGGAGGCCCAAGGCGGCGCACCAGGAGGCUCAGCCCAAUAUAGCGCUCGUGAAUGACGGAGAGUCGGUGAUGGUUUCCCAGUUUAAGGUGGAGUUGUUGGGGUUGAAGACUGUGGAGGGUGAGGAGCCACCAAGGCUUUUGCAUUUCAAUCCAAGGUUGAAAGGGGAUUGGAGUGGAAAGCCUGUAAUUGAACUCAACACUUGUUAUAGGAUGCAGUGGGGCUCGGCUCUUCGCUGCGAGGGCUGGAAAUCAAAGGCUGAUGAUGAAACUGUUGAUGGUCAGGUGAAGUGUGAGAAAUGGAUUCGUGAUGAUGACAGUCGCUCAGUGGAGUCCAAGGCAACAUGGUGGUUGAGCAGGCUGGUAGGCAGAACUAAAAAGGUGCCUGUUGACUGGCCAUACUCAUUUGCAGAGGAGAAAUUGUUUGUUUUAACCCUUAGCGCUGGUUUGGAAGGUUAUCAUAUUAAUGUCGAUGGGAGGCAUAUCGCCUCUUUUCCUUAUCAUAGUGGAUUUUCUCUUGAGGAUGCCACUGGGCUGUCUCUGAGUGGGGAUGUUGAUCUGCACUCUGUAUUUGCCGCGUCUUUGCCCUCAUCCCAUCCUAGUUUUGCUCCACAGAAGCAUCUUGAGAUGUCAACCAGAUGGCGUGCCCCACCUCUUUCUGAGAGGGGUGUUGAACUUUUCAUUGGUAUCCUUUCUGCAGGCAACCAUUUUGCUGAGAGGAUGGCAGUAAGGAAGUCUUGGAUGCGGCACAGUCUUGUCGAAUCAUCAACAGUAGUAGCUCGUUUCUUUGUAGCACUGCAUGCUAAAGGGGAGGUGAAUAUCGAGCUAAAGAAAGAAGCAGAGUUUUUUGGUGAUAUUGUUAUAGUGCCUUACAUGGAUAACUAUGACUUGGUCGUCUUGAAAACUGUUGCCAUCUGCGAAUAUGGGGUUCGUACAAUGUCUGCUAAGUACAUUAUGAAGUGUGAUGAUGACACAUUUGUUAGGGUGGAUGCCGUUAUCAAAGAAGCACAUAAAGUACCAGAGGGUAGGAGCUUGUAUGUAGGGAACAUAAAUUACUACCACAAGCCUCUACGCUAUGGAAAAUGGGCUGUGACAUAUGAGGAGUGGCCAGAAGAAGACUAUCCACCUUAUGCAAAUGGACCAGGUUACAUUUUGUCAUCAGACAUUGCAAAAUUCAUAGUAUCCGAGUUUGAGAGACGUAAAUUAAGGUUGUUUAAGAUGGAAGAUGUAAGCAUGGGAAUGUGGGUUGAGAAAUUCAACACUUCAAGACCAGUAGAGUACAUGCACAGCUUGAAGUUCUGCCAGUUCGGGUGCAUAGAAGAUUAUUAUACAGCCCAUUACCAGUCUCCGAGACAGAUGAUCUGCAUGUGGGACAAAUUGAAACGGCUGGGACGGCCUCAGUGUUGCAGCAUGAGAUAGUAGUUCUGGUAUUCAUGACCCCCAUCUUGAGAAUCUAGGAAAGAACAUGGAAGUUUUGCAGUCAUAGCACCAUCAUAUUGUAUAGUCUGUGGAGGACAAGUUAGAUGAUUGAUUAUAUGAUCUGGUCCCUGUACAAAAAAAUUGCCUUCCAUAUAUUCUUUUAUUGUUCCUGCUCUUUCUUUAUUUCUUUGUUUUUCGACCUGAGGCCGGAAGGAAGGCGAUGAUGAUGACGAGGUCCAACUGGAUAUGUGUAGGGGAACAGUUGCAUACAAAUCCAGGUGCUGUAAUUUUGCAUUUAGAAUUAGGAGAGCAAGCAACAGAUGGAAAUGAGAUGAAUAUAAUUUAUAUUCAAAGCA